AUGGAGGCAGCAGAGCGGCCGACAAAGAUGCGAAAGCUGAACGCUGACGCUGAGCCGACUGCAGUCCCCCAAGAUACACGAACACCAGACCAACCACUUUUGUCCGGCGUCGAAGUCAAUGGUGCAGUUGUUCCCAGCACCGAGACUGCGAACGGAUCCAAGCCGGCUGAUGAGGCUGCUUCCCACAAUGCCGAUGUUGCAAAUGGACAAGAGAAUGUCGAACGUGAGGACUCAGAAACAGAGGAGCAUAGCCAGAACCAGAACGAAGAACAGGAUCAGGAGUCAAAGACUACGAGUACAGACCCGGCACAACAGGACGGGCAGCCCUUGUCCAAGAACCAACUGAAGAAAUUACGCAAGAAACAAGAAUGGGAAGCGGGCCGCGAGUAUCGUAAGUUGAAGAGGAAGCAGAAGAUGCAGGAGAAACGGGCGAGAAAGCGUGAAGCCAGAGAAGGCGGCGGCGAGCAAAACCCAACAUCAGACGCCGGUACUGUGCAGCAGCAGAAUCAGAGAAAGAAACCCCGCAAACCGGUCCAACUUCCCAUCACCAUAAUCAUCGACUGCGGCUUCGACGGCUUGAUGAUAGAGAAGGAGCGCAUAUCCCUCGGAUCGCAGAUCACGCGGUCAUACUCUGAUAACUCGCGGGCUCCUUUCCAGGCCCAUCUGGUGAUCAGUUCCUGGGGCGGCCACUUGAAAAAACGGUUCGAUACCGUUCUGAAUAAGCAUUACCUGAACUGGCGGGGAGUGACGUUUUUGGAAGAAGACUUCGUCGAGGCCGCCAGACGCGCGGAUGAGAUUAUGAAAGGGCCAAGGGGUGGAAAAUUGGUGGGUGUCUUUGAGAAAUACGCUGCUGCUGCUGCUGGUGUUCAGUCCAAUCGUCUGGAGGACCGUCAGCAAGCCGAGCACGUGGACCAAAGACAAACACACCCCAACCUCGAGUCUGACACCUCCAAACCAGCCGAGACUGAGCAUGAGGCUGAGGGUGAUCCUGCAGCUGCAGUUGACUCCAAGGUCACAGAAGAUACUAUUGCAAACCCACCUCCAACCUCAUCAUCAUCCUUACAGGACGACUCGCACCAGACGUCUCAACAGGAUCCUGCACUUGAAUCAGCCCAGAAAGAUACCCAACCAUCGACGGACUCGACAACACCAGCACCCACUGAUUUACCCCCGCAGCACCACCACCCUCCCAUCCCUAAAGGCGAAGUAGUCUACCUAACCUCCGAUUCUCCCGACACAUUGACCGAGUUAUCCCCCUACUCAACCUACAUCGUCGGCGGCCUGGUCGACAAGAACCGCCACAAGGGCAUCUGCUACAAGAUCGCCCGUGAAAGGGGGAUCAAGACGGCCAAGCUUCCCAUCGGCGAGUACAUGGAGAUGCAGUCGCGCAAAGUGUUGGCCACGAACCAUGUCGUUGAGAUCAUGGUGCGGUGGUUGGAAUGUGGCGAUUGGGGAGAGGCGUUUUUGAAGGUCAUUCCGAAGCGGAAGGGUGGGAGGUUGAGAGGAGACCAUGAUGAACGGACCGUCGACAGUAGCGUUGCUGGCGAUGAAGAGAGGGAAGACGAGGAUGACCAUGAGGAUGAAGAUGUAGAUCACGACAACGACAACCGCAACGGGGCUGCUGCAGAUGGUGCUAAUCAUGGCAACGAGGCCACUGAGCUUGAGCCACAGGUGGAAAAUCAGGAUUGA
This is a messenger RNA of Exophiala dermatitidis NIH/UT8656, 1689 nucleotides long. RefSeq lists its product as uncharacterized. Gene Ontology annotation, biological process: tRNA N1-guanine methylation. The record is from RefSeq and is a predicted model, not a curated record. The transcript has a single exon. NCBI's taxonomy places the organism in Eukaryota, Fungi, Ascomycota, Eurotiomycetes, Chaetothyriales, Herpotrichiellaceae. The coding region runs from base 1 to 1689 and encodes 562 amino acids. Gene Ontology annotation, molecular function: tRNA binding. Gene Ontology annotation, cellular component: nucleus.